Anisakis simplex (herring worm) is the source of this 4662-nucleotide messenger RNA. NCBI's taxonomy places the organism in Eukaryota, Metazoa, Nematoda, Chromadorea, Rhabditida, Anisakidae. The record is from the annotation of a GenBank genome assembly.
AUGAGUGGAGUUUUACAAUGUCCCGGUCAAGUGUUUGAGGUUUUUAGAAGGCGAGCUGAGACUGCGGUGAACGAAGGAAGUGGAUUGAACACCAAGAUUAGCCGCAUAUCGAAUGCAGCAGAAAUUGCACGCGAUAUGGAUUUAGAUUUCGACGAAUUUGAUGACGAUGUUGAAUUUUCAGCUGAAUUGUCGAAAGCAAACUCACAGCAAAGCAGUGGAACGAGAGCAGCAUUGUCAUAUGAGAGUGAUGAAUCGGUGAUCAGCGAAAAGGAAUUUCGUCGUGCACUGGAUCGUUUCUAUACACAAACACAAAAUGAGAAUGUCUGCGAGGCGGAUAUUGGUGAAUAUGAGCCAGCUGAGAGUGACUUCGAGCGAUUACUCGAGGAGAUCGGAAUGCAGAGACGUUCGCAUAAGGAAAGCGGCAAGAUAUCCACGUAUAUUGGUAAACAUUCUAAGAGAGCAACAUUUUUGCGUUUAUUCGAAGCCGAUCUUGAAGAUGAUAAUAAAACACUCGUUUAUUUGUCACCAACAGUUAGUGAAAAGGGGCAAAUGGAUACUUUGAUUCGAGCGAUGCUAUUGACCAAAAAUGCGCAAACGUCAGUUUUUGAGAUGAUCAUGAAAAAAACUGAGUAUUUUGCAAAGGAUGCGACAGGUGAUAAAGGGUCGAGCGAUCGAAUGGCGUUGGCUUGUAUUGCACAGAUUCGUUAUUUAGACGUGAUUUAUGAGCCGAAAUUAUUGUUCAAUUCGAUUUUUGAUAGGAGUGUGGAGGAGUGGCGUUGCACACCUCGCGAUACACUCAUCCAAGCUCUUCCUGAGAUUAUUUCGAACGUAUCACUUCAGCAAGAUGCUGCCGAAAAUUUACGUCAAAUGUUCCUGAAGAAUAUCUCGGACCAUUCAUAUGCGUAUCGAAUUUCGAUUUUACGAACAUUAACAAUUCUUCGAACCGAUAUCGAGCUUAGUGAUAAGAUUCGUGCGCAAUUUAUUCGCAGCGCAAUGAGCGUAGAGGCAACGGUACUACCCGAGCUGGUUGGCUAUUGUUUGAGUACAAUUCAAAGGGACGACAAGAGAUCGACCUUCAAGAACGUCUUAUGUGCACUACGUGCUAAUUUACAUAUCGAUAAACUCAGAUUGCCAUCUAAUCCUGCUGCACUACCAGAUGCAAGAAAGGUCGCCUCUAUUGACGCAAUACUAGCAGAAGUAUUUGUUCAAAUUUCGAAGUAUUGCAAGUACGGAGGUGUGAAAUUCUGGAAGCAAGCUGCGCAGGUGGUCGACGUGAGGAGCGCUGUUGAGGACGGAGCAGUUGACGGCAGUGACUGCACUCAAGGAGACGCAGUUGAUUAUUUAGACGAGGCGGUUGAUCGAGAUACAAAGGAAUUGGAAUUAUUCGACGUAUUGUUGUGCUUUUGUUUGGUGGACGUCAAAGGUGGUUGUGACCGUUUGAUGCAGUCCGCCUUCAGACAUCAGCUUUCGCUCUUGAAACACCGAUUACAGCUAUUCGAAGAGAUCACUGAAAAAGCGAUUGCUUUCAAACAGAUUCUCAAUCAAAUAACUGCUCAUUUAACUGACGUUGACUGCGAAGCAACUGCCGCACUGAACGUGUUACAAAACUUAGUCGAAAAUCAUGUGGAUAUUGUGUUGCCGUUUAUGGUGCAAUUGCAGGAGAUAUUCAAUUUGCUGUCUGUUUUUUCGACCGAAAACGUUCGACGUCUCUUUCAAAUUCUCAUCGUUUUACAUGUUGCCAAUAAAGAGAGCAGCACUUCCUCACAGUAUCAGGACGAAUUCGAAACGGAAAUCGAACGGAUGCUUUCGUCACCGUAUGCACGUGAAAAUGUUUGGGGUGUUUUGGGUAUGCUAAUGAAAUUACAAGUUCAUAUACGACAAAAACGUACAGAAACAAAGAUAAUAAGUGAAACGUUGGAUGGUUUGGAUAGAGCGACCAGAGGUAAUAGUGAUGUUCGUGCCGUGUUCUACUCGAAUUUAGCACGACUGCUGGAUGAGAAUCCGAGAAUGGAGCGAAGUGAAGCGUUGAUAGACUACAGUGAACGGUUACGCACUGAAUUUCGUGAGACAUUCUUUGAGCAACGUGGCAGAGAGGAGAUUUCAUCGAACCGCUUAGAAGAUGAACGCUACACGCGUUCAGAAUGUUGCGAAUGGCUGAAAUUGGGUGAACUGGUAAGCGGUGAGGGGCAUCAUCAGUUAUUGACAGUGGAGAAUGAAGAUAGUGGCUCGAUGAGGAAGGGGUCAACAAUAGCUGAGUUGUUGUCGUUAUUCGAAUUGUUGCGUGCGUUUGCUAAACAUCGUCGACGCUGGGAGGGUGAUGAUAGCCAAGAGGCAUUCUUUAAUCACUGGAAUCGUUUCAUGUUCGCGUUUGGUGUGGAUCUGGAGGCGAAAGAAAAUGAACGACGUGUGAUAAACUGCGAUAUUUUUUGUUAUGCAAUUCAGUGGAUACGUUUGAUGCUGAACACUUUUGCGGAAUGUGAACUAACAGCACCAGAUGAGCAUCAAAUAAUCGUCGAAAUAAUGCGUAAAAAAUUCGCUCUGAUGGUCGAAUGUCAAAAAAGUUUGAUUUACACAAUAAAAAAAGUGGGAGAAUAUGCAUUACCGCAUCUAGCAACUAACGCUGGUCAUAAAAUUAUCGUUCAUGGGGAUGGUGCACAAAUUCUACGAAAACAAACGACUGGUGAUAAACGAGCGCAAGAGAUUAUUGUGAGCGAUGAAUCGAUUCCGAACAAUAAUAUUGGAGAUGAAGAUGGUGAAAAAGACGAUGCAAAUAAGGAAAACAGGGAAGAAAGUGUUGCUGCAAACAAUAACAAUAAUAAUAAUAAGGAAGAGGGAAAUAAAAAUUCGAGAAAAAGAAAAUUAAAUAGAGGUUCAGUGGAUGUGAGUCGUGUGCUCAGCUAUUUCUCACCAUUUCGUUUGGUUUCAAUUGUGAAGCUUAUUCAAAAGAGUUUGUUGAAAGCUAAAACAAAUGUUCGUUUUUUGCAGUUAAUUCCACGAAAGCGUAAACAAACGACGUUUUUGGUAGAGAUUUUGCAGAAAAUAAUUGAUAUUGAAUUGCCCGUAAAAGAAAAGAAACUGGCGUCGUGGAUGACGGUAUGUUCAAUAUGCAUAUUCGCUUUUAUGAGUAACUGCGAGAUUCCGAUCGGUGAAAGAGCAGUUGAUCACGGAGAUAUGAAGAGAGUUUGGCGAUUAUUGAUUGAUGUGAUACCGACGUUAUGUGAAGUGCUCGAUGGUGCUGUGCAGUAUUUUCGUUCGUUUGCGAAUGACACUAAUGGUGAUGAUGUGCUUGAUGAUAAAACGAAACGUGAAUAUUUCAAUCAAAUGUCCGCAUUGUUGUGUGCAACGUUAACGGUAUUCAGGCAACUCUUCAAAUGCAAAGAGUUAUCGACGAUCGAGUUGGACGAACGAACGAAUCGUGUCAGAUACGAGCGAAGGAAGAGUGUGAUGGUGCAAAUUGAAAAGACGUUGAUUCGUCUGAAUGUCCUUCAAGAGGACGUUGCUAACGAGGACGCAGAGGCAUCGGUUUCGAACUAUCUAAUGGAAAUUUCGAGCCACAUACCAACACUGCAAUGUGCAGUUGUCUUAUCGGAAUUGUUCACCUCAAUUCAGUCAAGCACUGAACAUCAGCGUCUUUCGAUGGCACGUAUCGCGCUGUCAUUUUUACGUAAGGAAUGGACUGAUGAAGAUGGUAAUAUGUUAAAGGGCGUUGAGUUGCAUAAACCUAUUGGAACUCUGCUCUUUUUGUAUAUUUGCUUGAGAAGAGAAUCAAAACGUUUGUUGGCAGUUCAAUGGAUAAUAGCGAAUAAAUUAGCUGAAUUGAUACCAGAUGAUGAGAAAAGACGUAGUAAAAUAAAUUCGUUGGAAGAGUGCAUCGAUGAUGAGUUAACAAAUGACGAACAAUCCGCACAUUUCGCUUCUUUUACCAGAGGUUCAUUUGCGAGCUUAUACAAAGUGUUAUUUGGUAGUGUGAAUGAAACAAUAAAAGUAUUGCGAAUGAAUAAUAUUGAACGGAGUGGAAUGAACUUAGAUGGUUGUUUGUUGCAAUGGAAAUGUGCAGCGAGUUGCUUUUGCUUAUUAUCGUUGAUGAUUCGAGUGAAGGAUUUACGUAACUCGAGUGUGUUGCUGUGUGCAGCUCGUGAAGGUCGUGUAUUCUUACAGAAUUUCUCAUCGAAAGGCUCAUUCUUACACUUGUUGAAUGCUGAAAGACGGUUUGCAAAAUAUGCAGCUGGUGCUAAUUCGGUGAUGAAGACCGUACAAAUCGGCAAUCGUUCACUGCAAAAUAUUUGUGUUUAUGCGAAGACAAGUAAGUGUAUCGCGUUGUUAAAGUUAUUGCCCGAAUUGCGCGCAGCCUCAGAGAUGUUCAUUCGUGCAGUUCACUCAGUGAUGGUCGGUGUGGAAUGUGAUGAUGCUUUUCAAAUUGGUCUUUUGAAAAGUCGAAACCUGGAUGUUAUGACGAUCGAUGACGGUGAAGAUGAUACUGAUGGUGACGAGGAGAGUGCGGGUGGAGACGUAGUGGAUGGAGGCGAGACAGUAACUGAUUCGGAAGUUGGUGAUAGGAGGGAAACUGCUCGCGAAAGCGGAAGUGAGAUUGGUGACCUAGAGGAAGGCGAAGGUGAUGGUGUUAACGACGAGCAGGUUCGCUUCUUAUUUGUUCAUUCAUGA